Molecule: messenger RNA, 2660 nt
Organism: Lontra canadensis (Northern American river otter)
Lineage: Eukaryota; Metazoa; Chordata; Mammalia; Carnivora; Mustelidae
Gene: ADAM29
Product: ADAM metallopeptidase domain 29
Exons: 2
Coding region: 190-2475 (761 amino acids)
Biological process (GO): male gonad development; proteolysis
Cellular component (GO): plasma membrane; external side of plasma membrane; sperm head plasma membrane
Molecular function (GO): metalloendopeptidase activity
Source: RefSeq, a predicted model, not a curated record
UCUAUGAUAGGGCUAUAUUUAAAAAAGAUAGUGGGAACCAUUUAUUCUACUGUGGUGUUGCUGCUCUGAUGGUGUGACGGCUAGAAGACAGAUCUUAAAUAUCAACACUUUAUUUAUCAGCCUACAUCCAGCUCAGAGGGAGGAGGCAGAGAGUAAUGUUUCCUGGCUUGCUCUGGUUUGUUCUCACCAAUGGCUGAAUAUGGUGGCUCCAGAAUGGCUGUGGGUGAGGUCCUGGUACAUGUGAGGAUCACUGUCCCCAUUCUUUGGCUGAGGGGGUUUCUGCUCCUUUAUGGAUGGUCCCAUAUUGGAUACUCCUAUCGCCAUGGUCCCCCAGAAGUGGUGAUUCCUUUGAGGAUGACAGGCACUGGCAGUGUCAAGAAGCCUCCAGGCUGGAUCUCUUACUGUCUGCAUCUUGGAGGCCAGAGACAUGUUUUCCAUAUGAAGGUCAAGAAGCUUUUGCUGUCCAAAAACUUCCCAGUGUUCACAUACACAGACCAGGGUGCUCUUUUUGAAGACCAGCCAUUUGUCCAGAAAGAUUGCUAUUACCAUGGUUACGUGGAGGGGCAUCCGGAUUCAUUGGUUUCUCUGAGUACCUGUUUUGGGAACUUUCAAGGAAUAUUACAGAUAAAUCACAUCGUUUAUGAGAUUUUGCCCAAAAGCCUUUCUACCACAUUUGAACAUCUGGUAUUUAAGAUAUAUGAUGAGGAGAAACAAUUCCCACUCAUGAGGUGUGGGUUGACAGAUGAAAAAAUAGUACAACAAAUGAAGUUUCAAGAAAGCAAUAAUUCUACUUUGAAAAGUGGAUAUGGAGGUCUGUGGACACACAAGAGAUUUGUUGAAAUGGCAGUGGUGGUAGACUACCAUCGAUACGCUUAUCGUGAAUAUAAUGUCACAGCUGUGGAACUGGAAGUGAUUACAACUAUGAACCAUGUAAAUACCUUCUAUCAACCCUUAAAUACUGAUGUGAGUUUAGUUGGAAUAGAGGUCUGGACUAAAGGAAACCCUGUGGAAAUAAAGAACAUGGGUGUACUCAUGAAUUUAUUUUGUGCCUGGAAGGAAAAAGGCUUUAACAUCCGUGUGCCCCACGAUGCUGCCCAUGUUUUUGUAAAAAGAGGAUAUGGUACAUUUGGUAUAUCUUAUGUCAGAUCAAUAUGUAACUACAAUACUAAUUGUGCAGUGGAUACCUUCACAAGUGAUGAUUUGGGGUUUUUUGCAUUCAUUGUGUCACAUGAGCUUGGUCAUUCUCUGGGUAUGGGGCAUGAUGAGGAAACAUGUAAAUGUGCAGACAAUGGGUGCAUAAUGUAUGCAGCACAGCCAUGGUCAACCAAAUUCAGCAAUUGCAGUUAUGCUCAAUAUUGGCACACCUCUGCAGGAUCCAGAUGUAUCUUCUACCCACCCACUCCAGAGAGAAGCUUCAAGUUUACACGCUGUGGGAAUGGCAUGGUUGAAGGAGAAGAAGAGUGUGACUGUGGCUCCUUAAACUUGUGUACAAAAGAUCCAUGCUGUCAGUUAGACUGUACUCUGAGUCCUGGGGCUACUUGUGCUUUUGGGCUUUGUUGCAAAGACUGCAAAUUCAUGCCAUCAGGUGCUUUAUGUAGAGAACAGGCAAAUCAAUGUGAUCUUCCCGAGUGGUGCAAUGGGACAUCCUAUCAAUGCCCAGAAGAUGUGUAUGUGCAAGAUGGAAUCGAAUGCCCAGGGGGUGGCUACUGCUAUGAAAAGAGAUGCAAUAUCCGUGAUGAACUGUGUAGCAAAAUUUUUGGCCCAAAUGCCAAGAGUGCAAGUCAGAUUUGCUACAGUACAGUGAAUAUUCAAGGAGACCGUUUUGGUAACUGUGGUCUCAAGGGCCAUCAAUUUACAAAAUGUAACACCUCAGAUACCCUGUGUGGGAGGGUGCAGUGUAAGGAUGUGGCAAAAAUCCCCACUCUGAGAGACCAUUCUACUCUGCAUUGGCUUCACCUCAACGAUAAUGUCUGUUGGGGUAUAGACUUCCAUCAUGGGAUGCCCUUGCCUGAUCUUGGUGAAGUGAAAGAUGGUACAGAGUGUGGUAAAGACCAUAUCUGUGUCCAAAGGAAGUGUAUCCCUUUGGCAUAUUUGAAAACCAGUUGUUCGCCCGAGACCUGCAGUAGGAAUGGGAUCUGCAACAAUAGACAUCACUGCCAUUGUGGCAAUGAGUGGAACCCCCCUGACUGCCAGGUAAGAGGCACAGGAGGCAGUGUUGACAGUGGUCCACCCCCAACAAGAAAUAAGACUGGAGUGUCACAGAAGCAGGAGCAGAAGACUUAUCAGUUAUUAUUUUGGUUGAUGCCUUUUUUGGCUUUAUUAUGUUGUUUGUUAAUUUCGUUUUUUAUGAGAAGGAAGAACAAGGAUAAGAAAGAAGAGCAGAAUGUUCCACAUGCACCCAAUGCACAGCAGAAUGAGCCACCUGUAACUAAUCAAGAUGUGAGUGAUCCACCUGCACCUGAGAAUGAAAACUAAAAAGUUAUGAUUUCCAAAAGGAAACCCAACCCAAAUGAAUUUGCCCAUUUGAUAAAUUUUAGUCCCCUGGCAGGAAAAAUGUUACAGCUUAUACCACAGAUCACUGACAGAAAAUCCCUGAGAUUUUUUUUUAUCACUUGGGAUCAUACACACUAGCCAUUGAACAAUAAGCAAAAUAUACUAAU